Messenger RNA from Drosophila novamexicana, 998 nucleotides. RefSeq lists its product as uncharacterized. Bases 117 to 935 code for a protein of 272 amino acids. The record is from RefSeq and is a predicted model, not a curated record. Lineage: Eukaryota; Metazoa; Arthropoda; Insecta; Diptera; Drosophilidae. The transcript is spliced from 2 exons.
AAUCAAAACACUUCAUAUAUUUUUCCAAAAAGAUUUUAUGAUGGGACUUUCAAAAUCUUGAGAAAAUCUGUAAAUCUACUCUAAGGCUGUUCUCUUUCAGCUCGCAUUCCCUUUCAAUGGCUUUCAAGAAAAAUGAGUCAAUAAGCUGGCUGAACCUGCAGAACAGCCUGCCCGUGUGGAGCCGUAGGUACCGACGGAACACGGCGGGAAAUUAUCGGAACAAACCGCUGAGCAAGCUCAACAAGUACGACGUCGAGAUUGAGGAUUGCCUGUGGUCACUGUGGGGCAAUCUUCACCCUGAGGAACGCGUCUUCCAGAGGAGAUCACGUGGACGUCAAUAUCUCGCCAUCUACGUGGUAGCCUGUUGUGCGGCCAGCGUUUUCAACCUGGCAGAGUGGAGCGGCCAACUGCUGAACAAGAUUAUCACGAGUGGCACUAAGUACUUCGAAGAGAGCAUCUCAAAGGCAAAGAGCAAAUGUAACGCUUUACGGAACAUGAGCAGUGACUGCGCCCUGGAAUCCAUCAAGUUUGUCGUCUAUAUCGACCAAGUCUGCUGCGGAGAGCUCUAUCGUUAUCCCACACGUAGCCAUAUGAAUCUCUGCGAGGCGCUAAACUACUUCUUUAACCACCACCAAUUCGGCAUUCUGAAGGUGCAUAAUCGUGCAUUGGCAAUUGGACUUUGUUUGGGCGAGAAAGGAGGUUACUUCAUGUACGACUGCCAGGAGAAGGGUCAUCCGGUGUUUACCAAGCAGAAGGGUGGCUCGUACCUGCUCCGCACACGCCACUUACAUGUGCUGCAUUACUGCAUCGUCGUCACCCUGAAUGUGCAGAGCGAGAAUGUUAAAUUUGGCAUCCACCGGGUGGCGAUGUUGCGUGAUGAGGCCCCCCUUGGAGCCGAGGAGGAACGGCGUUUUCUCGGCGACGGAGAUCAAUAGAGAAGUGAGAUUCUAUCUUAAGUAAUGUUUAUAAAAUUGCUUUACAAUAAACUGGACAAUCAC